Messenger RNA from Tricharina praecox, 1410 nucleotides. RefSeq lists its product as uncharacterized. The record is from RefSeq and is a predicted model, not a curated record. Lineage: Eukaryota; Fungi; Ascomycota; Pezizomycetes; Pezizales; Pyronemataceae. Bases 1 to 1410 code for a protein of 469 amino acids. The transcript is spliced from 2 exons. Gene Ontology annotation, biological process: protein import into nucleus. Gene Ontology annotation, cellular component: cytoplasm.
AUGUCCACCACAAGUCCAAUCCCACAACCCGGCCCCGUCGGUCCGCCCGGCGCCUUACCCACCGCCCCCGUCGCCCCAAUACCCCCGUCAACAAUCCGCAUCAAGCGUGCGCGCGAAGACACCCCGGUAACCGCGUUGUACGUCAACCCAACACUCUCGCUCCCCAGCACCUCGUCGUCCAAGCGUCCCAAGCUCUCCACGCCCGGCACUCCCACCAGCGCCACCUCCACCUCCACCGGCACCGCAGGACCAUCAUAUAUCUUCCGGCUGGCGCAUACAUUGCCGUUCCAACCUUCCUCCUCCCCCUCCCCCUUCACCUCCUCGCAAAUUCCGGCGGUACUCGACGACACGGGCAAAGCGGUAGACGAUGCGGGCAAACCGGGCAGGAAACGCGCGGGAACAGAGGUGGGCGAGGAGGGCGGGCUCCCAGAGGUUAGUGCUGAUAAGAGACGGAAGAUUGCGCCCGUGCGCAGGUAUCAGCUUACUAGGAAGAGGGGGAGGGCACAUCCCUACGGUGCUCUUGGGGCGGGGGCCGGGUCGAGGGGGGCGGUUUUUGUUCAACUGAGGGAUGAAGAGGGUGCGGGUGGGGGGAUGGUGGGGGGGGAGGGGGAGGGGGAAAAGAAAGUGGAGGGGGAGAGGGAGGGGGAAAAGGUGCAGAAGGAGCGCAAGCGCCCGCGAACGCAUCCGAAAGAGAAGGAACUUUUCCGCGAGGAGCGGGAGAAGGCUGUAGUCGUUGAGCAACUGGCGGAUGGGGACGCGCUCAGCCGGGAGAUGGAGAAGCUGAUCCUCGAGUACCUCGACCCUUCCACCAACGAGGGGAUCCGGAAUCUUCCGCCUACGACUACUCCCGCAGUCAAGGAUCGGGUCGGCGGCGGUGUUGGCGGCGGGACGUGGGCGGAGAAUAAAGAUAAAGACGUCAAUAUGACCGAUGACGACGAGGACGAGGACGGGUUCGUCUACGACGUGUAUAUCCGUGAGGAGGUACCUGCGGGCACAGUGGCUAUGGAGACCACCGAGGACUAUGGAGUCAUCGUGUUCGCCGAGAGCGAGGAUGAGGCGUGGUGGUACGAGGGCGCCGAGGAGGAGGAUAAUCUGAGCGACGUGUACGGGUCCGACGACGAGGACUCUAAUGCGGAGGACUUCCACACCAACGACUACCCGGACGAGCCCGCGGGCGGCGAAGACGAGGAGGAUGAGUACGGCGGCGGGCACAACGACGACGAAGGCAGCGACGAGGACGAGGAUGACUACGACGACAGCGAGAAUGAAAACGGCGGUGUGGCGAGUAAGUGGCGCCCCUGGCGUUCAAGGACCGCACCUGGCGACGAGGAGUAUGAUUUCGACGAUAGCGAGGAGGAUGAGGAGCCUACGCUAAGGAAGCUGGUUAGGGGCGCUUGGAGCUUGGAUUAG